CCAAACUCGCUGCGCUCAGUCAGCCCUCUGCAACUUUUGCAGACUCCUCACUCCACCGACAUGUCGCACAAUAGCUGAAUGUCAAGCUGUCAUCGUGGCUCGUUGCAGAGAGCAACGCCCGGGACCAGAUGGGGAAUUCGGAUCAUUUUCCCGCAUGAACCGGGCCAGUAACGCACGAGACCGUCUCUCGUUCAAGAUGGCAGAUUUUGCUUGAGUUUUGAGCGGACGUGUCUAUUUAUUGUUUGCCAUGAAUAACAGAAACCCUUGCACCGAUGGCCCCUGUAUACGAAGGUAUGGCCUCGCAAGUGCAAGUGUUCUCCCCUCACACUCUUCAGUCAAGUGCCUUCUUUAGCGUGAAGAAACUGAAGGUGGAGCAGAGUUGCAACUGGGAUAUGACAGGGUACGGCACGCACAGCAAAGUCUACAGCCACAACAGCAAGAACGUGUCGGCCGUGAGCGGCCCCCUCGGAAUUAACAGCUCUCUGCAGGUAGCCGGCUCCACCUUGCCGUACGAGCAGGCGCUCAUCUUCCCAGCAAGUGCGGGCCACAUUGUGGUCGCCUCAGCCAGUAGCACUUCGGGGGGUUUAGGGUCUUUGCUGGGCAGCGGAGGUGGAGGCAGUAACGGCAGCGGAGGGGGUGGCGGUGGCAGCGGUGUCGGGGUUCACAAUCUGACUCGCCGCAGCACAGUCAGUCUCCUGGACACCUACCAACGAUGUGGGCUUAAACGCAAGAGUGAAGAGCUUGACAACAACAGCAGUGUGCAGAUAAUAGAGGAGCACGGUCCACUGAUGAUCCAAAACGGCGCAGCCAGUGGCGCCACGGUGGCUACAGUGGCCACCGCUGGGUCUACGGCAACAUCGAAGAACAGCGGCUCCAACAAUGAGGGGGACUACCAACUGGUGCAGCAUGAGGUGCUCUGCUCCAUGACAAACACGUAUGAAGUGCUGGAAUUCUUGGGACGAGGAACAUUCGGGCAGGUUGUUAAGUGCUGGAAGAGGGGCACCAAUGAGAUUGUGGCAAUCAAGAUUCUAAAAAACCACCCGUCGUACGCACGGCAGGGUCAGAUCGAGGUCAGCAUCCUGGCGCGUCUCAGCACGGAGAGUGCAGAUGAUUUCAACUUUGUGAGGGCCUACGAGUGCUUCCAGCAUAAGAACCACACGUGCCUGGUGUUUGAGAUGCUGGAGCAGAACCUGUACGACUUCCUGAAGCAGAACAAGUUCAGCCCGCUGCCGCUUAAAUACAUCAGACCCGUGUUGCAGCAGGUGGCUACAGCGCUGAUGAAGCUGAAGAGUCUGGGUCUGAUCCACGCUGAUCUGAAGCCGGAAAACAUCAUGCUUGUAGAUCCAUCUCGGCAGCCCUAUAGAGUCAAAGUCAUUGACUUUGGCUCAGCUAGCCAUGUGUCCAAAGCUGUCUGCUCCACUUAUCUACAGUCCAGAUACUACAGAGCUCCGGAAAUCAUCCUGGGCCUGCCGUUCUGUGAGGCGAUAGACAUGUGGUCCCUUGGCUGUGUGAUAGCUGAGCUCUUCUUGGGAUGGCCACUCUAUCCUGGAGCCUCGGAGUACGAUCAGAUCCGGUACAUCUCACAGACUCAGGGUCUGCCUGCUGAAUAUCUGUUGAGUGCAGGGACAAAGACCACCAGGUUCUUCAACAGAGACACAGACUCCACCUAUCCUCUGUGGAGACUUAAGACUCCUGAGGACCAUGAGGGAGAAACAGGGAUCAAGUCCAAGGAGGCGCGCAAGUACAUCUUCAACUGCUUGGAUGAUAUGGCCCAGGUGAACAUGACGUCAGAUCUGGAGGGGAGCGACUUGCUGGCAGAGAAAGCUGACAGGAGGGAGUUCAUCGACUUGUUAACCAAGAUGCUGACCAUUGACGCAGACAAGAGAAUCACACCUAUUGAAACACUCAACCAUCCUUUUGUUACCAUGUCGCAUCUCCUCGAUUUCCCGCACAGCACUCAUGUGAAAUCAUGCUUCCAGAAUAUGGAGAUCUGUAAGCGCCGCGUCAACAUGUACGACACGGUCAACCAGAGCAAGACGCCCUUCAUCGCCCACGUGGCCCCCAGCACCUCCACCAACCUCACCAUGACCUUCAACAACCAGCUCAACACUGUGCACAGCCAGGCCACCAACCUGGCUCCCUCCUCCACCAACAAUUCCACCCUUUCCUUUGCAAGUCCCGAUGUCUCCAUAUUAAACUACCAAUCUGCACUCUACCAGCCCUCCGCUGCCUCCAUGGCAGCUGUGGCCCAGAGGAGCGUGCCCCUGCAGACGGGGGCUCCUCAGCUCUGCGCUGCCCGGCCCGAUCCCUUCCAGCAGGCGCUCAUCGUCUGUCCUCCUGGCUUCCAAGGACUGCAGGCAUCGCCUUCCAAGCACAACGGUUUCUCCAUGCGGAUGGAGAAUGCUGUUCCCAUAGUGACACAGGCCCCCGGCGCCCAGCCUCUGCAGAUCCAACCAGGCCUCCUUACUCAGCAGGCUUGGCCCAGCGGCACCCAGCAGAUCCUGCUGCCUCCAGCCUGGCAGCAGCUCACUCACAGCUCCGUUCAGCAUGCCGCCGUCAUCCCCGACUCCAUGAGCAGUGCACAGCCUCUCAGCAACUGGAGGAAUUCCCACCCUCAUGGCAGCCAUUACAAUCCCAUCAUGCAGCAGCCAGCCUUGUUGGCUGGCCACGUCACUCUCCCAUCCAACCAGACGCUCAAUGUUGGAGUGGCACAUGUUAUGAGGCAACCGUCGUCCAAUAAUAACUCCUCUUCCAAAAAGAACAAACAGCACCAGAAUUCUGCCAGGAACACUUCAGCCUAUGAAGUGUCGUCCACUCAGGCAGUGCUUUCGCCGCAGCGCUCCAAGAGGGUGAAAGAGAACACGCCCCCGCGAUGCGCCGUGCUCCACAGCAGCUCAGCCUCCAUUUGCCCUCCCCCGCAGGGCUGCGGGGGAGGCGGUUGGGGGACUAUUGCGGCCGAGCAAGCUUCCAGCACCACCCGCAGCCAUCCACACCAGCAGCACGUCCCCAGACAGACCAUCAUCAUCCCUGACACGCCCAGCCCUGCGGUCAGCAUCAUCACCAUCAGCAGUGACACAGAUGAGGAAGACAACCACAAACAUAACAACGGCUCAUCUUUGAAGCAAAGGAAGAAUGUGAUCAGCUGUGUGACUGUCCACGAUUCACCUGACAUCGACUGUUCCAGCAACAACAGCCCUUACACUGUGGAAUCUAGACGCGCCAAUAACAACAGCGGCUUUGACACAAAGACUACCAUCCUAGACAACUACAACAAUGGCAACCCACGCACAAUCAUCAUCCCCCCUCUCAAAACCCAGACCAGUGAGGUGGUGAAUGAGUGUGAACGCUUGAUGCCGGAUACAAUGAACCAUCAGAAUUCCGCUUACAAGUUCAAAUCCUCCAAUGCAGUGGUUUCGGGCAACACUCACAUCCCAGGUGGUGUGACUGCAUCGUACAGACAGCAGCGCUCAGGGCCGCACUCCCUCCAGCAGCAGCCUCUUAAUCUCAGCCAGGCCCAGCAGCACAUGGUAGCAGACCGAAAUGGAGGUCAUCGCCGCCAGCAAGCUUACAUUACCCCCACCAUCGCCACUCAGGCCCCAUACUCCUUCCAUCACAACAGCCCCUCUCACACGGGCAACGUGCAUCCCCACUUGGCUGCCACGCAUCUCUCCAGCCAGCCCCACCUCUACACCUACACAGCCCCCGCCACCUUGGGCUCCGGCGGCACAGUGGCUCACCUGGUGGCGUCACAGGGCUCGGCACACCACACAGUCCAGCACGGGAGCUAUCCGCCAAGCAUUGUCCACCAGGUUCCAGUCAGCAUGGGACACCACGUACUGCCCUCACCGACACUGCACCACAGCCAGUACCAGGCCCAGUUUGCCCACCAGGCCUACAUCAGCGCCUCGCCUGCUUCCACUGUCUACACUGGAUACCCACUGAGCCCCACCAAGGUCAACCAGUACCCUUACCUCUAGAGAAGACACUGGAGAGGCUGACCUGGCACUGCUGCUUCCACACACCAACCACCCUUAGCCCCAUCAACGCCCUCACUUGUGAACAGAGACAGAGGACUUUGCAAUCCUCAUCCAACUGCCCCAUAUGACUUGAAGGUAUGAUGGAGAAAAAAAACAUCCGCCGUCGUUCUCUAAGGGAAACACAGGAGUUGGAUUAGAGCAUCGCAUUUCAAGGUGAUUUCUUUGGAUUGUUUUUGUCUGAAAAGGGCCAUCUUAGCUUUUGUUUGAUUUGUUUUUGUUUUACCUUGAUGAAAAGUCAUGUCUCAUUAGUGUUACACAACUUAACUGUGGGAAGGGACUGCUGAACAGGGGUUACAGACUGGAAGUUCGGAAUCCCAAGAUCAUUUGGGAGAAGGUGAAAUACGGAAACCUGCUGCUCUUCAAAGAUACAAAAAAAAAUAUUGAUGGCCUUGAACUGUCUUCAUAUUUCCACACUUUUGGUGUUGAGAGAAAAGAGAGGUGACUCCCUCCACUCCACCUCCACAAGCGGGAGGCUUCUGGAAAUAUAACCAACAGAAGACAACAAACUUUUCUAAUGUAUUUAUAGGUAUAUUUCUUUUGUGUUUCUCAAAACUUCAGUUUUAGCUGUAGGCGUCUUAGCUGGGCCCCAUUCAUAGAAUGUAGCAGUCUGCACCCAUUAGUUUCUAGAACUUUCAAGAAACUUUCUUUCCAGAUACCAAUAGAUUAAUUUGUUCCUUAUUUUGAACGUGAUUGCACAAAGUGGUUAUAAUAACAUAGGCAUGUACAAUUUGAUUGUCUGUGUGUGUGUGUGUGUGUGUGUGUGUGUGUGUGUGUGCGUGCGUGCGUGCUACUGUCAGCCAUGUGUGUAGUCCAACUCCUUUAGGUUUUGUUCCCUCGUAGUGCCUUACAGUUGUAACAAGACAGUUUACUCCACUUGGAAAGCCACGCAAGACAAAAAAGUUGUGUUGUCCUGCUUUGAUAGGCUUGUGAUGGGACACCGUAGCGCUCUUCCAGGUUUAGGGUUUGCUCCCAUUGCUUCUGCGUGGUCCUUAAAGGCAGCGUAGAUGACGAUUCAUGUCAUCAGGUCGAUGAAGCUGAGUCUCUUCUAUCAUGUGUGCAUGAGAUAACUUGUCAGGGGUACUGACCAAAGUCAUGAAUAUUCAUGAUAAUUCUUAUUCCGGACUCGCUCUGGAUUGAAAUACAAAUAACGUACGUGGUGUAGAUGUAUCAGCGUGAAUUUAGGCGGUUGUUGUGCACUGUAAUUAAAAAAAGAAGAAGAAAAAAACAACAAAAAAACAUUUAUACAUUUAUUUUAUUUGCUAACCCUAACUGCUUGAAUCUAACCCUGGCCAAAUAUUGCAUAAAAGUGAUUUUAUUUCUUGUGGAAUGAGUAUCUUUUAGCUGGAAAUGACACAAAAAAAGACUUUCAUUACAAAUAUUUGCCAUUCACAUGUAAUAACGCGAACAGUUCUGAGGAAAGAUGUUUUGUACCAUUCCAUAGGAUCUUGGUUUGUUCUUACAUUAUCUGGAACAUUCUAAUCAAUGAUCAAUUUUGAACAUUGGAUAUGCUUUGUGUUGUUGUUAUUUUUAUUAUUGUUGUCAGCCAGGAUACAUUUGUACUUAAUAAUUAACAAUUAGGAAUCAUUAUCAGGGAUAUCAGUGAUUAUUUUUUUUUUUUAAUGUUGUUUUUGUGUUUGCUUUUUUCAUUAACAUUGUUUUGUCAUUAUUUGUGUUAUUUCCAGCCAAAAGACUCAGUGUGCCAUCGUGGCAAAAUAUAGUCUGUCGUGUUUCUGUGCGGCAAGAUGUCAUUUUUCUGAAGUGCAUCACUGCAAGGGAUGAAUACUCUGCUUCAUUUUUUUGUAUUUUCUACAAAAUCUUUGUGAGAACACAGUGUCUGUGACACCUAAAAUGUGCUUAAUUAUUUUAAUUCAAACAAGACUAUUGAUAAUGUUUCUUGUGUUUGCUGAAUAGGUCGCAGUUAAGACACCAGAGGUCGCUCUGGGUUUUAAAGCUAGUCGGAGAGGGGCCUGACAGAAAGUGAUUGUGCCAUGGUUUUGGGGCGAGAUUGUGCAGGGUGAGAGAUACAGUCAUCUCAGCUGCAGCCAAGAUAUGAAGUGUGGAAAGGUACGACAGAGACACAAGUGAAAGGUCGGGGGUCGCUGGUUGAAAAGCACUGGUUCUGUUUAGAUAGAGAGUGAAGGCAACUCUAUCUUUGGGACUCUACAAUGAUAACAAGUUGGCACUGAGCAGGUUGAUAGUAACACUGAGGCCGAGUGGUUUUGGUAGGAGCACAUUUGAAGCCACAUGAAUCCUUUUACUGCUGUCAUUGUUACAUUUUCCAGCAAGAUUAUAGGACAGUAUUGCCACAAGGGUGGCAUAGCCCUAGAAGGGCAAAGUUGAAACAAGCUCAGUUCAAAGCAGGAAUGGGAUAAACGCGUAGAGAAUCAAUAGGGCUGUCGCUUGUGUUUGCUGCUUUAUUUAACUUUUAUUUCUCAUAGCUAACAAUACAUAGAGUACACAGUGACCACAUGAGAACUAUUGCUGGUUUAGUGGAAGCCUUCCCUUCUCCUUCAUGCCAUAGUACAUUUGAAGUGAUUGUUUUGUUGUUGUUUUUUUAACAUGGCUGUACACGUUUGUUUUGAUUAGAGAUUGUUGCAAUAAUUCUUGUGGAUGUUCUAUCAGAAUGUGUGUGUUUCCGUUUUAUGUCACGCUAACUUCUGCUAUAUUUAGAAUUCAGUGGAUGUGUGAUUAAAGUGUGUCGAUGAUCUAAUAGGACCCGAUAUGGGAUAUUUGUAUUUUGAGGGCCACUCUUGGUGUCACAUGUAAACCAUUGUUUUAAGAAACCUUUCUUUCAUCUUGUACUUGUUUCCACAAAAUUCUCCUCAGACUCCGUUGGUCCCAGUAUGCAAGCAACGUUGCUGGUUACAUCUUAACCAUUUGUUAAUGUAUUACGGCAUUCUCUGUUGAUAUUUGUCAUAACAUCAACUUAAGGCCAUUUGGGCCGAAGCACACACGCAGAAGGGAGAUUCAUUGAAAUUGUUAUGAGACAGACUACUGAAACAUUCCACAGCUUGUGGGAAUGAAGCAUUUGUAUGCUAGACUGCUGUACCCCCCCGCAACCCCACCCAACUUCAUUUCACUGUUAAAGACGUUUUGCUUCUCGCACCAAAGACAUCACAUUGGCCAUGUGUAAGCACAGCCGCUGCAAGACACUGAUUUCCUGUUGAAAUGCUUUACAAGUGCUUUUAUGGACAUUUCAACUCCCCCACCCCCAAACAAAUGCACAUGUGCAUAAAAUGCGAUAAACAUUAUAAGUUAAUGUUGCCACUGUGGCAACAUCAUCAGUUGUAAGUUUUGUUCUUUGUUUUAAUUUAUUUAGCAUUUUGGCCCCCCCCAAAUAUCUAAAUUGAGUUACGAAUCUAACCUUUCUCCAAAAGUGCUUAUUUACUUUUUGUUGCAGAAUUUUGUACAAAUUUAAAAAGUAUGUCUGCCAUGGAGUACAAUGGAGUAACUCAAUUAAUUAAAAAAUAAAUAAAUAACCAACAAUACCUUUAAAGGCAUGAGCACGUGCACAACAUGAAUGUGAUAUAUGUCACAUUUGACAUCCGAAAUAGCUUUGGAUAUUUAUGUCCAUUUUGCAAUAAUGAUACACAAUUUGUGAGAUGUGUAAAAUGUCCCUAUCCUUGUGAUUAGAGGUUCUAUAUUUUCUCAAAUUCUAUAGCCAGCUAAGACAUUGUGGGAAAUAGCUUAGUGUAUGAUGCUGUUGUCUGUCAUUUUGUUUCACAUAACCAAUGUUUUGUGUUUUACUUAAAAAAAAAAAAAUAUUUUAAAAAAGUUGGGUGUCAGAAAAGUGAGCAUCGACGUAGAUUGAGUGACCUUAUGAUUACCAAAAUGUACUUAAGUGGGGUGCAAAUGUUUUGUGUUGUUAAAGUGAGCAUAGUCCUGUUUUUGUUUUUUUUUUUUUUUCGUACUGCCUUCAAAAUAACCAACAAUACCUCCAAAGCUUUUAAGUGUCAUUUAAAUUAGAGAAACUUGUAUAGAAGGCAGUAUUUCACUCUUUUAACAUUGACUUACUCCCAUUAAGUGUGUCAAAAAGUGCUUAUGUAAAGGUUUGGGGAAUCACUGAGAAACAUUCCAGUGGGUAUGGCAUAUCUAACACAAUUUACAUGAUCAUUUAAAUUGGGAAAAGUGGGAAAUCCUGCAAUUUUAAAUGUUUCUUUUUUUUAAGAACUAGAAUGUUGUUUUAUUUUUUUUAUUUCUAUUAAUGAGGUCUGCUUUUUGGCCCAUUUGGUUUAUCAUUAAUGAUGUGUGUCAUGUGAUCACAGUAAUUACCAAAACAAAUACAAAUCAGUUUCCAUGCAAGUAUUGUAUUCCCAUUUAAAUACUGUCCAUGCAAACCUUUGUCAGAAUAGACCUCUUAUUUGUUUUCGAGUAUGUUGUGUGGAUUGGUAGUAAUCUGCAAAAAAAAAAAAAAAAAAAGAUGAUAGCUGUCAUGUUUAAAAAUAAAAGCACCAAAGCUAAAUUUUCUGUGAAAUUUUCCCAAUUAUGCCCCAAAAAUAUCCAACUGGAGGUAAAUUUAUUGUUAUUUGAGAAAAAUGAUACAAAUUCCAAGAGCUGUUUCAUACAAUUCCUAAUAAGCGAGUCAAACAACAAUACUGCAAUCAUAUUUGUUGAUUUUCUGAAAGCAUUAGACUCCUUUUUGUCCAAUAUUCUAAAUAAUUAUGUUUCCAAGCUCAUGUGUGCUGCAGCGUCUCUUGUUGUCUUUUUUUUAAUGGAAUUUUCUUUUUUUUUUUUAUUUCUCAAUUCGGAUACGACGUCAUUAUUUUUCCUUAUCAUUAUUAUUAUCUGUUGAUGUAGUGUUCUGUGUACGCCCUGUUCUCUUGCCUGUUCUAAUUGUGUUAUUAGGAUGGAUACUUUACUGGCUUUAUAGACUGUUUAAAUGAAUGCAAUGACAGUUCGAAGGCUUACCGGUAAUUAAAACACCCUAACCAUUUGCUACUAAGCGCUUGUGUUACUAUUAUGACAUCGUGUGCUUCUCUUAAUCAUUUUCGUUGUAGAAAAAUGGAGUGAAUUUCUAUUUGGCUAUGGGAAACUAAUUAUAUCGUCAUGAAUUGACUGGAUCAUGCUCGACAAUAAGCAGCUUGGUCAGAUAGAAGUCUUUAACUCUUUGAAUUGUUCUCUUUACUAACAGUAGGGUAAAAGGGGGGCACGCAAUCUGGUAAACUAUGUUAUAGCUUGUUAUUCACUGUUACUUUUGAUCAUUUUUUCGGUCUCCGAGGUGAAUCGAGUUAUUAAUGACAAUUUGUAUGCUCACAUAUGCAUAUUGUAUAUGUGUAGAAAUGUAAUCACACUUUGUCUUGGAUUUACAAUAAACUGUUAAGUCACA
Messenger RNA from Phyllopteryx taeniolatus (common seadragon), 9363 nucleotides. RefSeq names its product homeodomain interacting protein kinase 2 (gene hipk2). Gene Ontology annotation, cellular component: nucleus; cytoplasm; PML body. The coding region runs from base 273 to 3977 and encodes 1234 amino acids. Gene Ontology annotation, molecular function: transcription coactivator activity; protein serine/threonine kinase activity; transcription corepressor activity. The record is from RefSeq and is a predicted model, not a curated record. Gene Ontology annotation, biological process: peptidyl-threonine phosphorylation; smoothened signaling pathway; positive regulation of transcription by RNA polymerase II. Lineage: Eukaryota; Metazoa; Chordata; Actinopteri; Syngnathiformes; Syngnathidae. The transcript is spliced from 15 exons.